This is a messenger RNA of Solenopsis invicta (red fire ant), 3073 nucleotides long. RefSeq names its product interaptin. The transcript has 18 exons. The record is from RefSeq and is a predicted model, not a curated record. NCBI's taxonomy places the organism in Eukaryota, Metazoa, Arthropoda, Insecta, Hymenoptera, Formicidae. Bases 361 to 2970 code for a protein of 869 amino acids.
CUGUUUAUAAAUUCAAUUUAUUUUGUUUAAAAAUUCGUGAUAUAAAAGUAACUGGAUAUUUACUCGUCGAUUAUUCUUGGGUUCGGCCACGAACGUGUAGCGGGGAAUUAGAGUUCUUACAUAACGUGAUAAAGAUAAAAUGUGUACGUAUCGACUGGAAAAAGCAGGCGAAUAGAGAGUAAGAUUAAAUGCGGGAAGGUCUAGAAGAAGAUUUGAUGAGCCGAAGGCCGAAUUCAGUAGGCAGACGGCUUUUGAGAGGAAAGGACUUCGAUAGAGAGAAAAUUCUGUUCUGAAAUUGUGUUCUUAAUCGCAUUCUUAACAGUGUCGUGGUAUUUGGUGUUAAUCGUGUUUAUAUCCACAAUGGUACAAACAACAAUUCAUCUGCUGACGACUUGGGGAUUUAAUGAAGCAAUAAUUGCUAAUUUUGUAGAUCAAGAAGUAGAAGCUGAUCAAUUUGAUAGUUUAACUGAAGAAGAUCUCAAGAUUUUAAUACCUAACAUUGGUCCACGACGAAAAUUUCAAGUUAAUUUAAAAAAACGUUUAGCUGAUUUUGCGCAAAAAUCUAUAAAAAUCGAGUUAAUUAAUCAACAGCCAGAAGCUACACAGCAAGAAGAUUUAGACUAUCUUCCAAAAAGGCAAAAACUAAAACAAGCAGAAACAUUUAUAGGACAGCUGCAACAUAAUGAGGACAUAAUUACAGUUAAUGUACCGUCUACAUCUGCAAGUACAGAAUAUAAUGAAGAGUUAGACUUAAACUUUCCAAAAAGGGAAAAACAAGCAGAAACAUUUAUAGAACAACUGCAACAUGACGAAGACAUAACUAUAAUUAAUUCAAAUUUACCGUCUACAUCUGCAAAUACAGAAUAUAAUAAUUUAGACUUAAACUUUCUAAAAAGAGAGGAACUAAAACAAGCAGAAAAAUCUAUAGAACAGCUGCAACAUAACGAUGACAUAACUAUAAUUAAUUCAAGUUUACCGUCUACAUCUGCAAAUACAGAAUAUAAUAAUUUAGACUUAAACUUUCCAAAAAGAGAGGAACUAAAACAAGCAGAAAAAUCUAUAGAACAGCUGCAACAUAACGAAGACAUAACUAUAAUUAAUUCAAAUUUACCGUCUACAUCUGCAAAUACAGAAUAUAAUAAUUUAGACUUAAACCUUCCAAAAAAAGAGGAACUAAAACAAGCAGAAAAAUCUAUAGAACAGCUGCAACAUAACGAGGACAUAAGUAUAAUUAAUUCAAGUUCACCGUCGACAUCUGCAAAUACAGAAUAUAAUAAUUUAGACUUAAACCUUCCAAAAAGAGAGGAACUAAAACAAGCAGAAAAAUCUAUAGAACAGCUGCAACAUAACGAAGACAUAACUAUAAUUAAUUCAAAUUUACCGUCUACAUCUGCAAAUACAGAAUAUAAUAAUUUAGACUUAAACCUUCCAAAAAAAGAGGAACUAAAACAAGCAGAAAAAUCUAUAGAACAGCUGCAACAUAACGAGGACAUAAGUAUAAUUAAUUCAAGUUCACCGUCGACAUCUGCAAAUACAGAAUAUAAUAAUUUAGACUUAAACCUUCCAAAAAGAGAGGAACUAAAACAAGCAGAAAAAUCUAUAGAACAGCUGCAACAUAACGAGGACAUAAGUAUAAUUAAUUCAAGUUCACCGUCGACAUCUGCAAAUACAGAAUAUAAUAAUUUAGACUUAAACUUUCCAAAAAGAGAGGAACUAAAACAAGCAGAAAAAUCUAUAGAACAGCUGCAACAUAACGAGGACAUAAGUAUAAUUAAUUCAAGUUCACCGUCGACAUCUGCAAAUACAGAAUAUAAUAAAGAUUUAAACGUCAACCUUUCAAAAAAGGAGAAACUAGAACAAGCAAAAGUAUUUGUAGAACAACUGCAACAUAACGAAGAUAUAAUUAUAAGUAAUCCAAAUUCACCGUCUACAUCUCCAAAUACAGAAUAUAAUAAUAAAGCUACAACAGAUAUAAGGCAACCUACAGCUGAUAACGAAUAUGAUCUAAAAUCUAUAUUAAAGAAAUCUGUAAACGGCCAAUUGCUGCUAAAAUUAGGUAAAAAAAGAAAACAAUUAAAUGAUGACCUACGAAAUAAAUUAGCAAAAAUAAUAAUCAAAAAUGAACUAUCAUCUGAUAUAAACAAUACCAUAAGUAGAGAAAGAGCAUCUUUUCUGAGUGAUCAGAUAACAAAGUUAUUUCCUACUGAAAACAAGAAUAUUUGGUAUAUCAAAAAUAAGAAAGACAAAUUACCAGGCAGAGGAAAAAUUCUAACAAAAUAUUAUUGUAUACGGCGAAAAUAUAUUAAAGCUGGUUUGUUGAACGAAACUGAUGCAGAUUUUGUGCAUGUUUGGCCUGAUGAUAUGAAGCUUAUAUUUAAAGCCUUAAUAGCCAACAGAAAAACUUUAUUACAAAUAAACACAGAUAUUGAAGACUUGCGCAACGAUAUUCGGCAAUUACGAAAUAGUAAUAACAUAGUUACUUUUAAUCCAAUCAAAAAAUUAGAAACAGAAAUGCCUACAAAAUCAAUGGACGAAAUGUCUAUGGAAUCAAGAGACAAAAUGCCUAUUAUAUUAAUGGAUAAAAUGCCUAUGGAAUUAAUAGACAAAAUGCCUAUGAAAUCAAUGGACGAAUUUUUAAAAUUUGAUAAAACUUUAAAUAAUAAAAAAAUUUCUAAAGACUUUAUAAGAUUUGUAAGAAGUAGCUUGGAUCGAUCGACAAAUAAUCCUGUAAAAAGUGUACAUACUAUAUUAAAAAGAAUGUUUAAGAAAAAUUUAGCGUUACAAUUUACGGUUCUAAAGCAGUCAGGAGAAAAACAAAUUUUUAAAUCAACUAACGCGUACAAAAAAAUAAAAGAUAUUGUAAUAGGCACGCAUAUGAACGUUGAAGAUAACCCGAAAAUAACAAAAAAAGUUUUUCAUUCAGCGUUAGGAGUAGGAUUCGCAAAUGCGAGAAAUUGGAUGGAAGAUUGAAUGGCGAUGAAGAAAUUAAGUAAAUAUUUUUAAUAAAAAAAUAAUAAUGCGUGUAUUAAAACAUUAAAAAAUUAAAAAAUAAGAAAGAAAAUAUAAAUGUAAA